AUGUCGGAAACUUGUACUGUUGUUACUCCUACUGGACGUGAAAUCACGGUCCCUACUGGCCUUUUGAUUGACGGUGGUUUCCGUCCUGCACAGGCAAAUGACAAGCUGGACGUAUACAAUCCCGCCACUGGCUCAGUCAUAGCGUCUAUAAGCGGCGGUGAUCAAGCUGACGUCGAUGCUGCUGUCAGGGCGGCCCGCAAUGCAUUCGACAACGCAUGGGGGAAGCAUACGACGCCUGACCAACGUGCUGCUCUGCUUAACAAAUGGGCUGAUCUGAUUGAAGCACACACCGAUGAACUAGCAGAGCUCGAAUCAUUGAACAACGGGAAGCCUGUCUGGAUUUCCAAGUCUAUGGACAUUGCUACAAGCGUGAAAACGUUGCGUUACUAUGCAGGUCUUGCCGAUAAACUAAAUGGACGAACUAUCGAACUUGCUGAGGGCAAGCGCCUUGCCUUUACAAGGCUGGUCCCGUAUGGUGUUUGUGGUCAAAUCAUCCCUUGGAACUAUCCGAUCAUGAUGUUUGCUUGGAAGGUUGCUCCUGCUCUGGCUGCUGGCAAUACCAUCGUGAUGAAGCCAGCUGAAAUUACUCCACUCACGGCGCAGAAGCUUGCCGAGCUCUCUAUCGAAGCCGGCUUCCCCUCUGGCGUGGUCAAUGUUGUGAACGGUCUGGGCUCUAAGGUCGGUAAAGCUAUCUCCGAACACAAGGGCAUCAACAAAGUUGCCUUUACCGGCUCUACGGCUACCGGUCGUACAAUUGCUUCGGCUGCUUCUGCCUCGAACCUUAAAAAGGUUUCACUCGAGUUGGGCGGAAAGUCUCCUAUGAUCGUGUUUGAAGAUGCUGACCUUGAGCAAUCUGCCAAGUGGAUCGCAAUGGGCUUCCUUUUCAACAUGGGUCAAAACUGCACUGCCGGCACGCGCGUAUUUAUUCACAAUUCCAUUAAGGACAAGUUCCUCAACUUGCUACUUGACACGAUGAAGCAGCACAAGGUUGGCGAUCCGUUUGACCCAAGUACCUUCCAAGGCCCACAAGUUAGUGAAAGCCAAUAUAAACGUAUAUUAAGCUACAUUCAAUCCGGAAAGGAACAAGGUGCGAAGGUUUUGUACGGUGGUGAACCUUAUAAGAUGGAGGACGAGAAGUUCAAGAAUGGUUACUGGAUUCAGCCUACACUAUUCGGCGACUGCAAAAAGGGAAUGAAAAUUGUCGAUGAGGAGAUCUUCGGCCCCGUGGCUUGCGUCUUCACCUUUGACACAGAAGAAGAGGCCAUCGAAAUGGCGAACGAUACAGACUAUGGAUUAGCUGCUGGUGUCUUUUCGAAAGACUCUGACCGCUGCAUGCGCGUCGUACAUGCUCUUGAAGCUGGUACCGUCUGGUGCAAUAACCAGCAGAUCCUCAACCCUGCUGUGCCAUUCGGUGGUAUGAAGCAAUCUGGUAUCGGUCGUGAGCUUGGUUACGAAGGUAUCCACGAAUAUGUACAGACAAAGGCUAUCAACUGGAAUUAUGGUGAAAAGCUCGAGUGGCCACCCUCAGGUCACUAA
Malassezia globosa CBS 7966 is the source of this 1536-nucleotide messenger RNA. RefSeq lists its product as uncharacterized. Lineage: Eukaryota; Fungi; Basidiomycota; Malasseziomycetes; Malasseziales; Malasseziaceae. Gene Ontology annotation, molecular function: aldehyde dehydrogenase (NAD+) activity. The transcript has a single exon. The coding region runs from base 1 to 1536 and encodes 511 amino acids. The record is from RefSeq and is a predicted model, not a curated record.